Molecule: messenger RNA, 807 nt
Organism: Dissoconium aciculare CBS 342.82
Lineage: Eukaryota; Fungi; Ascomycota; Dothideomycetes; Mycosphaerellales; Dissoconiaceae
Product: histone-fold-containing protein
Exons: 4
Coding region: 1-807 (268 amino acids)
Biological process (GO): leading strand elongation; DNA damage response; heterochromatin formation
Cellular component (GO): epsilon DNA polymerase complex; CHRAC
Molecular function (GO): protein heterodimerization activity; chromatin DNA binding
Source: RefSeq, a predicted model, not a curated record
AUGCCGUCCCGUAAGAGCAAUGUUUCCGCCGUGUCGAACGGCGGAGACGAAGUUGUGGAUACCACGCCUGCCAGGGCAGUCAAAGACAAGGAUGGACUCAGCGUAGAUGACCUCAGCCUACCAAAAUCAAUGAUAGCACGUCUUGCAAAGGGUGUAUUGCCAGCGAAUACUCAGAUACACAAGGAUGCCUUAUUGGCCUUGCAUAAAAGUGCCACAGUCUUUGUCAGCUACAUUGCUUCCAACUCAAAUGAUAACGCUCAAGCUGCAGGCAAGAAAACCAUCUCGCCACUAGAUGUAAUUGCCGCUUUGAAAGACGCCGAAUUUGAAGGAUUCGUACCAAGACUGGAGGCAGAAUUGAAAAAGUACAAUGAUAUACAAAGUGAUAAGAGGAACAAUUAUCGAAAAAAGGUGAAGGGCGAAAAGUCCAACACGACCACAACGAACGAUGAAUCCGAAAUUCAAACAGACGCCGACGUAUCUGUACUCGCCGAGAAGUCAAAUGGCAACGGCGUCGACGCCGAGGGAAGUCGUCCAGCGAAGAAGCUCAGGCGAGCAAAUGGCGACGCUUCUGUGGCCGAAGACAACGAAACGGAUGGCGACGAUGAAGACGAAGGUCAGGACGCGGAUGAGAAUGCAGAAGAUGAUGAUGAAGAAGACGAUGAAGCUGCCGAGGAUGCUGAAGAAGCCGACGAGGACGAAGAAGAAGAAGACGAAACGAUGGAGGAUUCCCAGGAUGACGAGGAUCCUGACGCCAGACCACGCAAUGAAUUGCAAGACGAGGCACUGGAUGAUCCAGACAGCGACUGA